Peronospora farinosa is the source of this 1029-nucleotide messenger RNA. The record is from the annotation of a GenBank genome assembly. NCBI's taxonomy places the organism in Eukaryota, Oomycota, Peronosporomycetes, Peronosporales, Peronosporaceae.
AUGCCAAUUACUACUUUGUCGUCGAAGAUCGUGCUACGAGUGCAUCAAUUUGCAUCCAACAAAACCGAAUACACGAGAGAUCAAAUGACAUUAGUUGCAACCAACGGAAUUGUGGUGGGCAAGGGAUUCCAAGCUAAUUUCAAGCUUUAUGAUGAUUCGGAGGUCGAUGCUGCUCACGGGACAUUGGAAUGCACUCUUGGGCUCGGGGUUUGGGUCUAUAGUGAUCACAGUCGCUACGGUUCGAUACUUAAUGGCGAUCAAAGUGUUCACAAUAAUGCAGUGGUAGUGCAUCAUGGUGAUACGUUAAAGGAGACCGAGUUAAGUGCACGAAAUAUUGCACGAAUGGCUCGACGUAGAGCGUCAACGUCAUGGGAAUCGGCGGAUGCAGUGUCCAGAUUACAGCAAGCUAAGGAACGACUGCCUCGUAUUGAAACAUUGGGGCUUGACUUUGUUGCAGUUGAAACAUCCAUGGCGACGCCUCCGGAGUAUACGGUGUCGCCACUUUCUGAGACGCGGUGGCGGAUUCCUACUGCUAACACAACCGCAGAUGCAGCAAAAAAUUCCCGUUUUGACAUGCCGUUCACAUCAAUACAUCAGCAGCCAGAAGCUGAAAAUUCAAGUAAGAAGGACCUCCCACCGCCUUUGGAAUAUUCGAGCUCUCCAGCGGUGUCUCCGUCGUCUGUAGCGGCACGGCAGCGCUACAAUCUCCUUCAGCAACCACCAACUAGUGUACCUGUCCCAGUGUCUGCAUUGAUCGCUAAAGUGUCGCUUCCGCCAACAAGUACAGGUGGCUGGCCAAGCUCGCGGCGUGACGAUCUUCGCAUUCAGGUGUCCAAGAAGAUGGCUGCGGCAGCGCCAGUGGGUGCUGGCAAGGCUACUGUUCCCCGCGUACUUCCAGGAGCACUGGAACCUCAACCACCUGCGUCACCUGUGGCACAAAGAGACCUUUUAAAACAACAACUAUCACUGCAGACCAUUCUGCAGGCCAAAUUUGAAGAGAAAAAACUACUCAAACAGCAGCAGAAGUAG